AUGUUGAACAAGAUGACCUUACAUCCACAGCAGAUAAUGAUAGGUCCUAGGUUUAACAGGGCCUUAUUUGACCCCCUGCUUGUGGUGCUGCUGGCUCUUCAACUUCUUGUGGUGGCUGGUCUGGUGCGGGCUCAAACCUGCCCUUCUGUCUGCUCCUGCAGCAACCAGUUCAGCAAGGUGAUUUGCGUUCGGAAAAACCUACGUGAGGUUCCAGAUGGCAUCUCCACCAACACCCGACUGCUGAACCUCCAUGAGAACCAAAUCCAGAUCAUCAAAGUGAACAGCUUCAAACACUUGAGGCACCUGGAAAUCCUACAGUUGAGUAGGAAUCAUAUCAGAACAAUUGAAAUUGGGGCCUUCAAUGGUCUGGCAAACCUCAACACACUGGAACUCUUUGACAAUCGUCUUACGACCAUCCCGAAUGGAGCUUUCGUAUAUUUGUCUAAACUGAAGGAGCUCUGGUUGCGAAACAACCCCAUCGAAAGCAUCCCUUCUUAUGCUUUUAACAGAAUCCCUUCUUUGCGCCGGCUAGACUUAGGGGAAUUGAAAAGGCUUUCAUACAUCUCAGAAGGUGCCUUUGAAGGUCUAUCCAACUUGAGGUAUUUGAACCUUGCCAUGUGCAACCUCCGAGAAAUCCCUAACCUCACGCCGCUCGUAAAACUAGAUGAGCUGGAUCUUUCUGGGAAUCAUCUGUCUGCCAUCAGGCCUGGCUCUUUCCAGGGGUUGAUGCACCUUCAAAAACUGUGGAUGAUACAGUCCCAGAUUCAAGUGAUUGAACGGAAUGCCUUUGAUAACCUUCAGUCACUGGUGGAGAUCAACCUGGCACACAACAAUCUGACAUUACUGCCUCAUGACCUCUUCACACCCUUGCAUCAUCUAGAGCGGAUACACUUACAUCACAACCCCUGGAACUGUAAUUGUGACAUACUGUGGCUCAGCUGGUGGAUAAAAGACAUGGCUCCCUCCAACACAGCUUGCUGUGCCCGGUGUAACACCCCUCCCAAUCUGAAAGGGAGGUACAUUGGGGAGCUUGACCAGAAUUAUUUCACAUGCUAUGCUCCUGUCAUUGUGGAGCCCCCAGCAGACCUCAAUGUCACUGAAGGCAUGGCAGCUGAGCUGAAAUGUCGGGCCUCCACGUCCCUGACCUCCGUGUCCUGGAUUACUCCAAACGGAACGGUCAUGACACAUGGGGCGUACAAAGUGCGGAUAGCCGUGCUCAGCGAUGGCACGUUAAACUUCACGAAUGUAACCGUGCAAGAUACAGGCAUGUACACGUGUAUGGUGAGUAAUUCCGUUGGAAAUACCACUGCUUCGGCCACCCUGAAUGUUACCGCAGCAACCACUACUCCCUUCUCCUACUUUUCAACCGUCACGGUAGAGACUAUGGAACCUUCUCAGGACGAGGCAAGGACCACAGAUAACAAUGUGGGUCCCACUCCGGUGAUCGACUGGGAGACCACCAACGUGACCACCUCUCUCACGCCGCAGAGCACAAGGUCAACAGAAAAAACAUUCACCAUCCCCGUGACUGAUAUAAACAGCGGGAUCCCAGGAAUUGAUGAGGUCAUGAAGACCACCAAAAUCAUCAUUGGCUGUUUCGUGGCCAUUACGCUCAUGGCUGCAGUGAUGCUGGUCAUCUUCUACAAGAUGAGGAAGCAGCACCAUCGGCAAAACCAUCACGCCCCAACGAGGACUGUUGAAAUCAUUAAUGUGGAUGAUGAGAUUACAGGAGACACGCCCAUGGAAAGCCACCUGCCCAUGCCUGCUAUUGAGCAUGAGCAUCUGAACCACUACAACUCUUACAAAUCUCCCUUCAACCACACAACGACAGUUAACACAAUCAACUCAAUACACAGUUCAGUGCAUGAACCGUUAUUGAUCAGAAUGAACUCUAAAGACAAUGUCCAAGAGACUCAAAUCUAAAACAUUUACAGUUAUGAGUAAUAAACAAUC
This is a messenger RNA of Hippopotamus amphibius kiboko, 1953 nucleotides long. RefSeq names its product leucine rich repeat containing 4C (gene LRRC4C). Bases 1 to 1923 code for a protein of 640 amino acids. Gene Ontology annotation, cellular component: glutamatergic synapse; postsynaptic density membrane; plasma membrane. Gene Ontology annotation, biological process: regulation of axonogenesis; synaptic membrane adhesion; modulation of chemical synaptic transmission. The record is from RefSeq and is a predicted model, not a curated record. NCBI's taxonomy places the organism in Eukaryota, Metazoa, Chordata, Mammalia, Artiodactyla, Hippopotamidae. The transcript has a single exon. Gene Ontology annotation, molecular function: cell-cell adhesion mediator activity.